Molecule: messenger RNA, 1125 nt
Organism: Pungitius pungitius (ninespine stickleback)
Lineage: Eukaryota; Metazoa; Chordata; Actinopteri; Perciformes; Gasterosteidae
Product: putative claudin-24
Exons: 1
Coding region: 1-840 (279 amino acids)
Biological process (GO): cell adhesion; bicellular tight junction assembly
Cellular component (GO): bicellular tight junction; plasma membrane
Molecular function (GO): structural molecule activity
Source: RefSeq, a predicted model, not a curated record
AUGAUGCUGUUGUUUCCAGCGCCGGCCAAUCAGCUCCUCCCGUCUGCCUGGGGGGGGCAGCUCCUCCUCGCUCACUGUGGAACGUUCACCCUUCUGCUGGAACAUUGUCCUGUGAGGGGCCUGGCGAGGAGCCUCCCCCCCUCAGACGACCCGGCGGACGCCAUGGACCCGAGCGUCGGCGCCCUGGAGCUGUCGGGGGUCCUGAUCUGCGGGGGGGCCUGGCUGUGCUCGCUGGCCACCACCCUGGUGCCCACCUGGCUCACGCUCUCCACCGACCUGCUGCCCGCCGAGCGCUACCAGCUGGGCCUGUGGGGGACCUGCGUGGUCCAGGACCUCGGGGUGCUGGAGUGCCGGCCCUACAGCGGCCUGCUGGGCCUCCCCCCCGACGUCCGCCUGUGCCGGAUCCUCAUGUGCGCGGCGCUCGGCGCCGGGCUGCUCGCCCUCCUGCUGGCCGUCCCCGGCACGCGCCUGCUGACCGGCUGCCGCGGCCUCGGGCGGCGCCGGCGGGCCCUGAAGGCGGCGGGCGCGGCGCUGAGCGUGGCGGCGGGGGUCCUGGGGCUCGUCCCGGUGUCGCACGUGGCUCACCUGGCGGUGGCGCGGUACUUCGACCGGUCGGCGCCGGAGGCGGCGCCGCGCUGGGACAUCGGGGACGCCUUGUUCUGCGGCUGGACGGCGGCGGCCCUUCACCUGGCGGCGGGGGGGCUGCUGCUGGCUUCCUGUCGGGGGGACGUUUCGGGGACGUCCGUCAACCUGCGGAGGACGAGGACGCUACGAAGGACGCGGCGGGACGCGGCCCGAGACGUCAGGUCAAAUCACAAGUUCCAUUUGACAUCAGUUUGAGACAGAAUUCAAUGUUUAUAAAGAAUAUUUGUAAAAAGUUUUGUGGCUUUAAACAUGUGACACGCGAUGUUAAACAGGAGAAAGCUUUAAGCUCUUAUCUGAGUCUAUAAAUACCUUUAUUUUCCACUGGGGAGAAUCUCUGUUGCUUUCUGCUUAAUUUGUGCAGUUUGUGGACUAAUAAGUAAUAAAAUAUAUGACGGUAUUUGUUAUUUGAUGUAAAACAAGAUCCCACAUUGAAUGGUGGAUUAAAUGAUUCUAUGAAGCUGAAUAAAAACUCACCCAGAA